AUUUUGAUUGGCCAUGCUCUUAGCUUGAUCCAAUCAUAGAUGUGUUUACAAAAUAGCACUUUGCAUUCUGCUAGAGAGUUUACAAGGUGAAAACUUAAAAGUUUGAGGACACAUAAAUUUUGAUUAAGAAAAGAAUGGAAAAACUAACAGAGAUAGAGUUCACAGGUAUAAAUGUACAGGACAAAGAACCAAGAAACUUCUCUAACAAUGCCUCCAGCAUUUUGAUUCAGGAGGAUGACAUUGAGACACCAUUUGGAAACCUUCAUGUUGCUAUUCAGGGAGACAGGUCAAAGCUUGCCAUUUUGACAUUCCAUGAUAUCGGUCUGAACAACAUCACAUGCUUCCAAGGAUUUUUCAACUUUACGGAUAUGCAGCCAAUCUUGCGACAUUUCUGUGUGUACCAUGUCAAUGCACCCGGGCAGGAAGAUGGCGCUCUCCAUUUACGACCCGAGCAGGAUGCCCUAGGCAACCCAGAUUCACUGGGUAACAGCUACUUGAGAGACCAGUGUUUCACUUACCCUACCAUGGAUCAGCUCGGAGAGGCUAUUCAUUCAGUUGUUAACCACUACAAAAUCAAGAGAUUCAUAGGUUUUGGUGUAGGAGCAGGAGUCAACGUUCUGUGCAGAUAUGCUCUCAAUCACCCUGAACAUGUGGACUCCUUGGUGUUGAUCAAUGGAUCAGCAGACAAAGCGGGCUGGGUGGAGUGGGGAUACCAGAAGCUAAAUUCUUGGUAUCUGUGGAGAGGAAACAUGACCACAUUCACAGAAGACUACCUCCUCUGGCACUGGUUCGGAUCAAAAACCCAAUGGGAAAACUACGAUUUGACAACUGUUUACAAAGAAUACAUUAAGAGCAUCAACCCUCAGAAUCUUUCACUCUUGAUUGAAUCCUAUCUUGCGAGAACCCCUCUGGGCAUCGAAAGAGAAUUGGAUCCAGUGAGAAGAAUUGGAACCAAAACUCUGACAUGCCAGACAUUGUUAAUUGUUGGUGAUGACUCCCCUCAUUUGGAUGAAACUGUUGAACUAAAUGGAAAGAUGGACCCAGAAAAAACAGAUUUUCUCAAGAUCCAGGAUUGUGGAGGGAUGCCUUUGGAAGAACAACCAGGAAAAGUGUGUGAAGCUUUCCGUCUAUUCUUACAAGGAAUGGGAUAUGUCCCAACUCUGCGACAGAGUACCAGCACAGUGUCACAAGUCGCCAAGAACUACCAACAGCAGCUGGAUGACUUCAGGGGAACGAAUACUGUGUGCUGAACGACGGGAACAUUCCAGUGACUGAGAUACGCAAACUACAAACAGGCCCAGAGCUUACUGAGCAAUGAAAGCACUGCCCAGUGUUACUGUUUUCUUCAAAUAUUUGUAAAUUUUGUAGAUACCCCACCUAGUGAGAUUUAAGGGACAGCCACCAAUAAACAAGGCUUUGUGUACUUACAGUGUCUGAAUGUGCAAUGCUCUAAUGUGUUCUUUUUUUCUUCAAGUGCCACAUUUUAUUUGGAAGAUAUGAUUUUCAUUGUACAGAUAUGAAGUGAAAGAUGACAAAACACUUGUUUAUUCAUCACUAAGAAUCAUAGAAGAAAGUCGUGAAAUACCUGGAAAAAAUCUAGCUUUAUUAGUGUAGUGCUUUGACAGACAUUAUACAUGUUAUAGCACCUUAGUAUUGAUCGUCUCCACACAAAUGUAGAAAUUUUAUCAUGAAUUACAUGUAUAUUUGUAAAAAACCUCAUCCAUAGAUCUUGUUGCAUUUCAAUGCCAAUUAAUUGUGUAUAUAAGUUUGCAAUGUUUUGUUCAAUUGAUAUUUAUUGUUGAAGAUUUUUAUACUGUACAGCUUUACUUUUUACAUGUACAUAUCCAUUACAUUUUCAAUUUGCUUGUAUCAUAGUGUACAGCUGAUUACUGACAACCAGUUUGUUUUUAUUGUUUUUUGCAAUAAAUCAGGAAACAAGAA
Magallana angulata is the source of this 1941-nucleotide messenger RNA. RefSeq names its product protein NDRG3-like. The transcript has 15 exons. Gene Ontology annotation, cellular component: cytoplasm. Lineage: Eukaryota; Metazoa; Mollusca; Bivalvia; Ostreida; Ostreidae. Gene Ontology annotation, biological process: signal transduction. The coding region runs from base 135 to 1250 and encodes 371 amino acids. The record is from RefSeq and is a predicted model, not a curated record.